GUCAUCCUUGGAGCGGCUGCUGUGUCUCCACAAGCUCUCUGUUCCUUUCCAUCGGGUUUCACAGUCAGCGGAUGUAACAUGGACACUGUUUGAGACGCACUGUCGAGCCUUCAGCUGUUUCCUUUGCUCAAACAAAACAAAACAAAACAAAACAAAUUAUCUCAAAGCUCGUCCUGCUGAAGUCACAAUAAUGAUGGAGUAUUGGAGGCAAUGCGCGCUGUGGUUAAUAAACUGCAAGGUGCUUCCAGCUAACCACCGUGUUACAUGGGAGUCUGCACAGGUAUUUGACUUGGCCCAAACCCUCCGGGAUGGAGUCCUCCUGUGCCAUCUGCUCAACAACCUGAGAGCUCAGUCCAUCAACCUAAAGGAAAUCAACCUCAGACCGCAAAUGUCACAGUUCCUGUGCCUGAAGAAUAUCAGGACUUUCCUGGCAGCGUGCAGCGAGACCUUCGGCAUGAAGAAGAGCGAGCUGUUUGAGGCCUUUGACCUUUUUGACGUCAGGGACUUUGGAAAGGUUAUGGACACACUCUCUAAACUUUCCCACACAGUGAUUGCACAACAGACUGGAAUCAGGCCUUUUCCAACAGAGGAAAGUGUUGAAGAUGAUGAUAUCUACAACCACCUGGAGGAUCUCAUAGAUGAGAACGAGGUGGAGGAUGAGGAGGAUCUGUACGACUGCGUGUAUGAUGAUGGAGAUGGUGGGGAGAUCUAUGAGGACCUGAUGAAGACUGAAGCCAUCCCCCCUCCGGCGUUUCACAAGCAGGCGGAGAUCGACAUCAGGAGCUGCUGUUUAACAGAGAUCAAGCAGACAGAGGAGAAAUACACUGAGACCCUGGAGUCUAUAGAAAAGCACUUUAUGACGCCCCUCACCACGUUUUUCUCCACGGUUGAAAUGGAGGAGGUGUUUGUGAAUAUCCCGGACCUGGUUAAAGUUCACAAAUGUUUACUACUGGAAAUCCAAGACUCAGUCCAUCACAGAAGUGCCCAGAACCUUUACCAGAUCUUCAUCACUUUCAAAGAGAGGUUAUUGAUCUAUGGGAAAUACUGCAGCCAUGUGGAGACAGCCAUCGCCACUCUGGAUAACAUCAGCAAAGACAGAGAGGACGUACGCAUGAAGCUAGAGGAAUGUUCAAAGAGAGCCAACUAUGGCAAGUUCACACUAAGAGAUCUGCUGGUGGUUCCUAUGCAGCGAGUCUUGAAGUACCACCUUCUCCUGCAGGAGCUGGUGAAACACACUCAUGAUGUCACAGACAAGAGCAAUCUGCGGAUGGCUCUGGACGCCAUGAAGGACUUGGCUCAGUAUGUUAACGAAGUGAAGCGAGACAAUGAGACGUUGAGAGAAAUAGAUCAAUAUCAAAAAUCCAUCGAAAACCUGAAUCAGUCGCUGAGUAACUACGGGAGACCCAAAGGUGACGGGGAGGUACGGGUGGCCUCGGUAGACAAACGAGCUAAACAGGACAGGCACAUCUUCCUGUUCGAUGCUGCAGUGAUCGUUUGUAAGCGGCGGGGAGACAACUACGAGAUGAAAGAAGUGAUUGACCUGCACCUCUUCAAGGUCACCAACAACCCCACGUCGGACAAGGAGAAUCGAAAGUGGUCCUAUGGAUUCUACCUCACUCACAACCAGGGACAGAGUGGCUUUGAAUUCUUCUUCAAGACCAAAGAGUUGAAAAAGAAGUGGCUGGAGCAGUUUGGCAUGGCCAUAUCCAACAUUCGUCCUGAGGAUGCCAGUAACAACUUCCAUGAGUUUCGUAUGCACACCUUUGACCGAAUCACCUCCUGUAACUCCUGCCACAUGCUCCUGAGGGGCAUCUUUAACCAGGGCUACCUGUGCUCCAAGUGUGGUCUAGGUGCUCAUAAAGAAUGCCUUGGCCGCUUUGGCUGCUGUGGGAAAACAGAUCCUGGCUCCGUCAGAACUCAGGGCAAAGCUCGAGAUCCAGGUCUGCCCAAGAUGCUGGUAAUCAGGAACUACUUUGGUGUGCCGAGCCCCACUUCUGGUCCAGCACUCAGCAUCCAGACAGGUGACAUCAUCGAAUUAAUCUGCGCCGACCUUCACAGCCCCUGGUGGCAGGGCAAAAUCCUGUCGAAGAAAGAGGUUGGCUUCUUUCCAAGCGAUGCCGUGAAGCCGUGCCCGUGUGUCCCAAAGCCUGUGGAUUACUCCUCUCAACCUUGGUUUGCGGGGCCCAUGGAGAGGCUCCAGGCAGAAGCAGAACUCAUCAACAGGGUCAAUAGCACCUACCUGGUCCGCCAUCGCAGCAGAGAGUUCACAGAGUACGCCAUCAGCAUAAAGUACAACAACGACGUGAAGCACAUAAAGAUCCUGACCAAGGAGGGCUGUUUCUACAUCGCAGAGAACAAGAAGUUCAGAAGCAUAUUAGAGCUGAUCGAAUACUACAAACACCACUCCCUGAGAGAAGGUUUUAGGAGUCUGGACACCACGCUGCAGUUUCCUUACCGGGAAACGGAGAACGCUGCUGUGCACCGCCUCAACCGGUCGGGUGGCAACAUGUUUACUCCCAAAGUGAUUGGUGUGGCGAUAGCACGGUAUGACUUCAGUUCGCGUGACACCCGGGAGCUCUCGCUGCAGGAGGGAGACGUGGUUAAGAUCUACACAAAGUCAGGAGCCAAUGGCUGGUGGAGGGGCGAGGUCAAUGGCAGGGUGGGCUGGUUUCCAUCCACAUAUGUAGAGGAGGGUGAGGAGUGAAAGGUCAGCCAUGGGAAUUGGAGUAAGAUAAAAGAAGAAUGGAAGCAGUGGAGUAAGCAAACUGAACACAUAUUAGUGACGAACAGAGUGAGCGUCUGCACUGCUGCUUGCUCCAGUGUUACGGUUUCAUUCUCCUCCACGGAGCUCUGCUGCGUACAACCAUCCCAGAGGCCUUUGGGAGAGAAAAGGGUGCACUAUGCUGCAGAUGCAAAGACGCCUGAUCAUUUCAGGUCAACUCUGUGAGGCUAAGUGACUCCACCAACUAGCAGCUUGCCUGUCAGCGGGACACAAGCCCUCGCCAGACAACCCCUUCCUCCCUCCCCGACUUCAUCUGUCCAUCCAUAAUUCACCCUGCGCUCCCUACUUUUCUAUGCCCGAGCCAGCCCCCAACUCCCACCUGUUUCUGCUUGCCAAGUCGGCCGUCGCCAGCCUGUCAAAAGUAGAUACUCAAAUGCCAGUCUCCCAUCCAUCCAUCCAUCCAUCCAUCCAUCCAUCCAUCCAUCCAUCCAUCCAUACCCCUGUGGAAAUAGAGCCAUCUGAGCUUGAAAAGACUCACACUGUAAAGCUUUUCUUUCAUCCCCUUCUCACUCUGAAAGGAUCUCAGUUAGUUUUGACCUUGCCUGUGUGUAUGUUCCACUAAUGCAGGUGGUUAUUGAUGACUUGAUGACCCAGAUUCACACAUGCACACCACCCACGUCUCCUCCCCUUCAGAUUAUGAUCACCACAGACUCACACACACACUUGCACAAAGACACACACGCACGCUCUUACAGGAGAUGUAAGAGAGGGAUGGCGUCAGAUAGCAUCACUGCACACUGCCAGCAAUUGAUCGCUGUUGUUCCUAUUUUCCUCCCACCUUCUACAUUCUUUAUCUGCAGCGCAGCCUCUCAUGUUUUUAGUUGUCUUGGCUGUUAGCGAUCCUCUGCUCUUAUCCGUGGCAGCUCUGUCAACAUGAGCCCAUUCGCUGAGGGUUUAUCUUAGUGGAGGCAUUAGUGUCGGGGAACAAGCCACCUGCCCCAGUAACAUAAAAUGCAAGAAAAGAAAAGCAACCAAACUUUAUUCUUUUUUUUCUCUCCUUUUUCUCCAUUGUCCAUCUUGCUUUCUUAGCUUUUUUCAGCAUAAGUUGUAUUUUUCAGUUUCAUUACCUGCAGAUAUGAUGCACUGGCUGUCUAUGAGAGGAUAUACAGUACACCGAGAUUUGUACUUUAGCAAACAUUUUCACCAGAUUAUGCAUCAAAAUGUUUUAACAUCAUCUUCCUGGGGGUUAGUGGAGACUUAGUGUCUCCUGCCUUAACUGCUAUUUCAGUCAUUUUUCCUCUCAAGAACACAGUUUUGGCAGAAACACUGAACACUUGCAAUUUGCAAGAUUUGUUUUGGCAAGAAAAACAUCAAAUAUUGAAAAGGUAUUCAAGAAUUCAGAACUUCAAUCCAAAAGAACUCUAUCAGUUUUCAGAAACCACUUCUCACAUCUUCCAGCUCACUGUCAUAACUCUCACCCCCUCUCCUUCUCUGUACUCCACCCUCACCCCCCGUAUGCAUUAUACACACUGUAUCCUUAAUCCACAGUGAAAGAGGAUUUUCCCACAUUUGAGGGAAUAAAUACCUUUACAGGAAAAUAUGCUGUGCAACACACACCAAUAUAUAGUCAGACAGAAUAAGACAGCAGAGUACACACAUCCUAAGUAGUGAUCAAAUCAUGUCUGGAGGUGAGACUGAAGACUCCCUAACAGUUUGUACAGCAAUGUUUAAACCUCAGCCACAGAGUUUCUUUGCAGUUAAAAAAAACUAUAAACCACACUCCUUUUUAAAAAUAUGUACAUAUUGAAUUUAGUAUUGAAUUUGGAGAUGGUGAUUUCUGUUCACACUGUGGUCAGAAGGCAGCAGUCACAGGGCUCUCCACAUGUCCCAAUGUCACAUACACACAGUCCUUUCUAUGAAGAUGGUCAAAACACCACUUUCAACUAGUGCUGUAAUUUCUUCAGUUUGAAGUUGUUCUGCUCCUCCUCAGAUACUUCAGCACACCUACGCAUGACAUUUUAAAAAUCACCCAUUUCUUAACUUUUCAUGGGAAACUAUGUAAUGAUUUAAAAUGCAAUGUACAUAAAAUACAAUAUCUGUCACUGAGGCAGUUUACUAUGAGGAUGCGGUCCCUAGUUUAGCACAUAAGUGAGAAUACAGUGUAGUAAUGUGUUCAAUUGAAGUUUAAAUACUACAAAAGCCUUUGUGUAACUAACUGGGGGACCCUGCCUCUGGUAAAAGAACACAGGACAGUGUUUCCUUCCAAAUCCAUCAUCUCCCCCUGCCAUGUCUUCAAUGGGUAUUGUGCCAGAAAUAUAUUUUGUGAAUCUCAGUAAGAAUCUAUUGUAAAGAUAUGCUUUUGUAUGGACUUAAUGGAGCCAUUAAGUUUGAAAAUCAUGAGUAACCCCCUGCCAGACCUGACACUCCAUGCCUUUAAGGUAUAUAUAUGACAAAUUAUUUUUGUUCUCAGCCAUAUUGUUUAACUAUUGGACUGAAGAAAUUUGUUAGAAAGGGUCAUAUUAAUGUGUUUUUGCAUUAUAUCGUCUCCGUUUUCCUAUUUCGUUCCAUCAACAGUGUCAUUAAGUGACCACUAGAUGGAAGCAUCCUAAACACAUCUCCUCCUCCCCAAGCAGUCACCUUCAACAUGCUGAAGUUUAGAGAUGACAUCAUCUGAUUAGGAGGUGAACAAUAUGUAGUUAGCAUAAGCCUCAGACUUGUUGCUGUGAGGAUACGAAGAAGCCUUAAACACAAAUCCAAGGUAUCAAAGUACACAAAAUCCAGGCUUAAACAGUAGGUAGAUGGAAAAACAUCUGAGAAAAUUAAUAUGACAUUUUUUUAAGAUAAUAUAUGGCCACAAUGUCUAUCCUGACUUCCUUUGAAAAUUAACUGAUAUUCCAGAACCCUCAUGUCCAGUUGGAACCCUGAUGAUGAUGAUGAUGAUGAUGAUGAUGAUGAUUCCCCUCCCCUCCUGCUUCCUGAAAUGUCUGCAGUCUCUGAACAGUCAGACAAUACAUUUAUAACAUCUUUAGGAGAUCUUAGAGCGAGCUGCAGCGCAGCAGUGGCACAAAUGCGAUCCAGCACAAGUCCUGGGAGAACUGGAGAGGCAGAGUAGGCUUCUUUAAUCGCAGACUCCGGUAAUCCACUCCCGCACUCCCUCCUCCGCCCAGAUGAACUCUGACAGCAGGGCCAUUUACAACUGCAGGCCUUCCUCCCCUCCGACUGAGCUUCCAGAUUUUUGUGUGCAGGAGGGACGGGAGGAAGGCUCAAGGGUAUCUGUGAUCUAAUCAUUACACCAUCUCCUCACCUCAACGACCCGGCUGCAUCCAUCUCUCUGUCAGCUCCCCUCUCUCUCGCUCUAUCUCACCAUGUCACUUCUCUCUCUCUCUCUUUACUGCUCCCUUUCCCCAUCUAUCUUUCAUCCAAUCUCUGUCUUCUCCGUUUCUCUCUGUAUUCUGUCCCUCAUGCCGUUGCUCUGUAGGCUAAAAAAGCCGCUGCUGUAUGUUGGCGGGAGGAGAAUGGAAAAUUCAGUAUUAUAAGGAGAGGAGGGAGAGAGGCGGUCUGAAACUCUAUAAACAACCACAGCAAAAUGAGGACUAGUUUAAUUUUACCACAAAUUAAUAGACUGAGAGAAAUGAUGCCAAUUAGAGGAUGAAUUAGAAAUCGCUCACACCACUGUUAUCUCCUCAUAUACAGUGUGUGCACAGAUUAUGUCCACAUGCGUAGGCACACACUGUGUAAGUGGGGAAAAGCGUUUGACAGGAUUCAGGGCUGGGAAAGUCUUAGCCCAGCAGGGGUUUUGGGAUGCAAUCUCCUGAACCAACACGAGGAAAGUUCUGUAUGAACCUGAACAGAAACAUCCCAGCCACCAAUACAUGAAUAAAAAAAAAUCAUAUAAUAUGUCUUUCUUUCUGGGCUGAAAAUCCAUUAGAACCUGUCAUCCACCAUCCUGCCCCCUUGUUGUCUGAAGUUUGUGUUCAUGCUCCAUGACCAUGUUUUGUUAUCCCACUGAAGCCAAAGAUGUUUGCUGUACUUACUGUACACUCAGCGUUAUGUCUCAUAACCACGGUACCCAACCGCUGUGGCCUAACUCUAAAACCGUGCAAUCCUGACUGUGUAGCAUUACCAUGUAUUGUUGCUGUAUCAUACUGUAAAAUAUGUACAUAGCACAUAAUAAAGAUACAUAUUGCUUCUUCUAA
Molecule: messenger RNA, 6918 nt
Organism: Seriola dumerili (greater amberjack)
Lineage: Eukaryota; Metazoa; Chordata; Actinopteri; Carangiformes; Carangidae
Gene: vav3a
Product: vav guanine nucleotide exchange factor 3
Exons: 27
Coding region: 191-2704 (837 amino acids)
Biological process (GO): intracellular signal transduction; cell migration; regulation of GTPase activity
Cellular component (GO): plasma membrane; cytoplasm
Molecular function (GO): guanyl-nucleotide exchange factor activity; protein binding
Source: RefSeq, a predicted model, not a curated record